This is a messenger RNA of Mus pahari (shrew mouse), 1504 nucleotides long. It is a transcript of the gene Rpa2, whose product is annotated as replication protein A2. Gene Ontology annotation, cellular component: nucleus; chromosome, telomeric region; DNA replication factor A complex. NCBI's taxonomy places the organism in Eukaryota, Metazoa, Chordata, Mammalia, Rodentia, Muridae. Gene Ontology annotation, biological process: double-strand break repair via homologous recombination; DNA replication; nucleotide-excision repair. The record is from RefSeq and is a predicted model, not a curated record. The transcript has 8 exons. Gene Ontology annotation, molecular function: DNA binding.
ACAAGGCUGCCACGCCGGAGCGGCACAGAGUUCCCGAGUCUUCUCGGCUCUCGUGUCCGAGCUUCUGGGGCCGCUCUCUCGGGAGAACUGCGACCAGGAUGUGGAAUAGCGGAUUCGAAAGCUUCAGCAGCUCCUCCUAUGGCGGAGCAGGCGGCUACACGCAGUCCCCCGGUGGCUUCGGGUCGCCCACACCGUCGCAGGCGGAGAAGAAAUCGAGAGUCCGAGCCCAGCACAUUGUGCCCUGUACCAUAUCUCAGCUGCUUUCUGCUACUCUGACUGAUGAAGUGUUCAGAAUUGGAGAUGUUGAGAUUUCGCAGGUCACUAUCGUGGGGAUAAUCAGACAUGCGGAGAAGGCUCCGACCAACAUUGUUUACAAGAUAGACGAUAUGACGGCUGCGCCCAUGGAUGUUCGGCAGUGGGUUGACACGGACGAUGCCAGUGGUGAGAACACCGUGGUUCCUCCUGAAACAUACGUCAAAGUUGCUGGCCACCUCAGGUCUUUCCAGAACAAAAAGAGCUUGGUGGCCUUUAAGAUCAUUCCUCUGGAAGACAUGAAUGAGUUCACCGCACACAUCCUGGAAGUGGUCAAUUCACACAUGAUGCUCAGCAAGUCCAACAGCCAGGCCUCUGCAGGGAGACCAUCUAUCAGCAACCCAGGAAUGAGUGAGCCGGGAAGCUUCAGUGGGAAUAACUUCAUGCCAACAAAUGGCCUCACUGUGGUCCAAAACCAGGUAAGCUGCCUCUUUACCCCUGCAGAGCAAGGCAGUCUGGCUGAUAAUUUGCGCUGGUUUUAAUGUGGGUGUCCCCCCCCUCUUUUUUUUCCUUUCAGGCAAGCAGUGGAUUUUCUGUGCAACGAGGGCCACAUUUACUCUACUGUGGAUGACGAUCACUUUAAGUCUACAGAUGCAGAGUGACUGGAGUUGCCUGGGUGCCUGGGAACGGUCCAGCUGGGCCUGUGUUCAUCUGUCGGACCCAGCUCUGCAGGCUUUGGCCAGAGGCUUCUAGGACAGAACUUUACUGUAGAAGGUCUCAGCUGAAGUCCUUUUGGAACUUAUUGCUCUCUGUUUUGUUGCUUGUUGUUUAGAGGUUCAGAGGGAGAUAGACAGUUGAGAAGGAAGUAAGCCAAUAAGCUAGUCAGGACUUAAGGAUGGGUGGUCAGAAUUGAAAGAGGAACACCGCCAAGAUGCAGGGCUGCAGCAUGCUUGGAGCUUCUGUUCUCCAGAGGCUUCCUGUUGAGGGUGAACAAUGCUAGGGCCAAGGGCCAAAGAAGGACCUGCCACCCUCUGCCAAUUUGUGUCACCCUCUGGGUCUGUGGUGUUACUUUCAGAAUUGCACUUUCCGUCCCCUUGUCUUGCCCAAAAUUAAAAGGAGGUUUAAGUGAGCAUGAGGGUCUGACCUGGAGGCCCCAUGAGGCAGAGAGGAAGAAAUGUUACUGCAUGGUUUGUAAUAUAAAUGUUCAUAUGUUUGAUAAAACAGUUCGAUUGUAGUAGCUUCUGAAAUGUUG